This is a messenger RNA of Suricata suricatta (meerkat), 1508 nucleotides long. RefSeq names its product C-type lectin domain containing 7A (gene CLEC7A). NCBI's taxonomy places the organism in Eukaryota, Metazoa, Chordata, Mammalia, Carnivora, Herpestidae. Gene Ontology annotation, biological process: positive regulation of wound healing; positive regulation of lymphocyte activation; cellular response to molecule of fungal origin. The transcript has 7 exons. The record is from RefSeq and is a predicted model, not a curated record. Gene Ontology annotation, molecular function: pattern recognition receptor activity; (1->3)-beta-D-glucan binding. Gene Ontology annotation, cellular component: cell surface. Bases 176 to 922 code for a protein of 248 amino acids.
CACCUUUCCUGCCAAAGGCCUUCCUUCUCUUUGUACCUUCAGACCCCUACCCGACUCCUUAGCUCAUAUGAGCUUCAUGCUGCCUCUGUCUUCUGAAGCGCAUGUCUGGCAGUUGUCUUAAGGAAAGAGGAAAGAGCUCUCAAAUGCUCUGUCAAUUCAGGGACUCAGUAGAACAAUGGAAUACCGUUCUGAGGUAGAAAAUUUGGAUGAAGAUGGUUAUACUCGUUUAGACUUCAGCUCUCAAGCCAUCACUGGGAGACCUGUAGUCUCAGAGAAAGAAACUGGUGCUACAUCUCCUUGUUGGCGUCCCAUUGCUGUGAUCUUUGGAAUCCUUUGCUUGGUAAUACUGGUGAUAGCUGUGGUCCUGGGUACCAUGGCUACUUGGAGACCCAAUUCAGGGAGCAACCCAUUGAUGAAUGACAACUUUCCAUCAAGAAAUAAAGACAACUACAGUCAGCCCACACAAUCAUCUUUAGAAGACAGUUUGGCUUCUACCAAGGCUCUCACAACCACAGGAGUGUUUUCCACCACUUGUCCUCCUAACUGGAUCACGCACAAGAACAACUGUUAUCUAUUUAGGACGUCAUUAGCUUCCUGGAAUAGCAGUAAAAAACAGUGCUCUCAGCUGGACUCUAAUCUCCUGAAGAUAGACAGUGAAAAAGAACUGGAAUUUAUAGUGAGGCAAGUGUCUUCUCAAUCCAAUCAUUCAUUUUGGAUAGGGCUUUCUCGCCCUCAAACUGAAGGACCAUGGCUCUGGGAGGAUGGUUCGAGAUUCUCUUCUACCUUGUUUAAAAUCAGAAGCACAGAAGUUCAAGAAAACUCGUCUCACGAUUGUGUAUGGAUUCACCUAUCAAUAAUUUAUGACCAACUUUGUAGUUUGCCUUCAUACAGUAUUUGUGAGAAGAAGUUGUCAAUAAAAUGAUGAGGGUGUUGAUGUGGAAGAGCAGAGAGCAGUAGGUAACAUGUAAGAAGGGCAAAGCACAAAAAAGAGAAGAGAGAUGUCUGAGGUGAAAAUAAAUGCUAAAAAUAUUAGCCAACUUUAGUCUUAGCUGAGAAACAGUAGGGAGAGGCUGUGAUUCUAUACUUAUCCACUGUUUUGGCAGGCCAGCCUUAGGUUCUAGUUAAUAGAGUCCUAGACAUAGAGUCAGGGAAGCUGAACUUGUAUCUUCAUUCUACCACUGACUUAGUAUUAACCUGGAAUUAGCCACAAAUCCUUGGUAUUUCAAAAAGCUCUUUAUUUCUGGGCUGAUCAGAAUUAUUUUUUGUCCGUACAAAGUGCCCCUGGAGUACACCUGGUGUGUUUCCAUGAUGUUUUCCUCCACUUCUACCAGCUUAUCAGGCACAGGUGGAAGACAAAAUGUAUUUCUGAAUAGCUGAAUGAAGAAAUGAAAAAAAUAUCUUUACUACAGUCAGAGCCAUUUUAUUAUUUUGUUCAUCAAUAUAGUUAUGGUUAUGAUUAUGGUAAAAAGCAUCAUGAGAGGUGCCUAGGUGGGUCAGUCAUUCAAAGG